AUGCCGGAUUCAAAAGAGAUUGCACAAAUAAGCGAAGCAGAUUAUACAGAUAGAACAACUUUUCCUGGAAUACGCUAUCUGUUCACUGUCAUGUGUUUUCUUGGAACGCUCUUCUUGAUUGCGGCGAGAGUUAAUAUGAGCGUGGCUAUGGUAGCUUUGGUAAAUAAAACAGCAAUCUUCAAUAUGACACAAGUAACAAAUGAUUGCCCAAAUCUCAAACUGAAUAACAUCACCGAUCCAGCAAAUACCAUAAGUAAGACUGGUCCUUACAAUUGGCCCCAAGACAUGCAAAAUCUCGUUCUUAAUUCGUUCUAUUACUUCUUUCUCAUUAUGCAGAUACCUGGUGGCAGGUUUUCAGAAAUGUUUGGUGGAAAGUGGGUUUUUGUCAUCGGACUCAUGAUCUCUCUGGUAUUUACAUUACUUGUACCAUUUGCAGUGUAUAACAGCUUUCAUUUGCUUCUACUGGUCAGAAUGCUGACUGGGGCAGCACAGGGUGUUUGUUUACCGGCCAUAUUUAAUCUCAUGGCACUAUGGUUUCCAAAUACAGAAAGGAAUCUUUUGCAGAACAUCGCGCUUUCUGGCAUCAAUGUGGGUAUUUUCAUAACCAUGAUGGUCACUGGAGCACUCUGCAACUCAAAAUCUUUCGGAUGGGCCUCUUCAUUUUAUUUUAUUGGAUUGUUAGGAUUGUUGUUUUGCUUGCUCUGGAUCUUCCUGGUAACAGAUACACCUAAAGAUCAUCCUUUUAUGUCUGCUGAAGAACUGGAAUAUAUAACGAGCAAUCAAACCAUUAGUGAUGAUGUCGAGUUACCCUACUUCCCUUGGAAAAGGGCUUUGACGUCACUUCCUUUGUGGGCAGUUGUGAUUGCGCAAGUUGGAGAAGACUGGUCCUACUAUACAAUUCUGAAUCAUCUACCACAGUUCUUUUUCGAUAUUUUGCACUUCGAACUUGAUGCGAACAGCUUUAUUGCAUCCUUCCCAUACUUAUUGAAAGCAUCAACAGCUGUGAUGAGCGGUUUUCUAUCGGAUUUAAUUCUGAGGAGGGAGCUUGUGUCCGUUCUAUUUGCAAGACGUUUUUUCAAUACCUUAGCUGGUGUGGGAUCUGCCAUUUGUCUAGGUCUUGCGAUGGUUGCUGGAUGUAACCUUGUAGCUCACAUCGUAUUUUUAACUCUUUUGAUGACUUUCUCUGGAUUCUGUUUUAGUGGUUACCUUCUGAAUGUAAUGGAUUUGACACCAGAAUUUGCCGGUACGGUAUUCGGUAUAAUGAAUACUGCGUCCACCAUAAGGGGUUUCACGCUAUCUGCUAUUACUAUAUCCAUUGUGGAGCGAGGGGUAAACUCUUUUCAUAAUAACUACGAAUAA
Molecule: messenger RNA, 1359 nt
Organism: Parasteatoda tepidariorum (common house spider)
Lineage: Eukaryota; Metazoa; Arthropoda; Arachnida; Araneae; Theridiidae
Source: RefSeq, a predicted model, not a curated record